AUGGCAUGGUACUCGAUUCUUCCACCUCAACUCAUUCACUUUGAAAGCUGGGUGGUACACGUUUUUCUUCUUCUCGGUCUCUUCACGAUCGGCCCUUGGGCGGCUUUAAUCAUUUUCGAUGCCGGUCUCUAUCUUUAUCGAGCGAUCCUGUGGGAGCUGCCCAUCGUUGGAGGUCGUGCUCGUGGCCAGCAACGUCCGCGCGCCCCGACUUUGCAGGAACGACCAGACGGCCAGCGAAGAGCCUUUGGGAUGUUCAAUUCCGAGACACCCACCGAAGAUCGCAACUUGGAAAGGGAUCGACAGAUACCAAACAACGGAGCUUCAGAAAGACGGACCGACAUUGCAAAGGGCGAAUCGAGUCAUACUGGAGAUGUCUACCAUGAUCGUGACGGUCUAGAAGAGGCCGUGAAAAGGCGAACGACUACAUCUGAUUGA
Molecule: messenger RNA, 435 nt
Organism: Penicillium oxalicum
Lineage: Eukaryota; Fungi; Ascomycota; Eurotiomycetes; Eurotiales; Aspergillaceae
Exons: 2
Coding region: 1-435 (144 amino acids)
Source: RefSeq, a predicted model, not a curated record